GAGAGUGGCACAGCGCACGCGCCUCAGAACUCAACAGCUGCACGCAGUGAGGAGGACUCGCCAAGUAGAACAAAUAUGAUUCACAUUCAAACAAUUGAUUAGGUGAGCCGUCCACCGCCAGCGCAGAGAGAGGGAGGGAGAGGCGCUGCGUGAAAUGAAGAAGCUACCCGACACACAAACAGCGGCAGCCCAAAAAAAAAAAAGAAAAAGAAAAGCAGCGUGGCGGCUCACUCCUUCCUUUUCGCUAGUAGUAUAUCACUAUAGUUAAUACUAAUCCGGAAAUUCUGACUUGGCUCCUCUUCUUCCGGAACGUGCGCUCAACCUCGGAGAGAAAAUGCCAACCCACUCCCUGCUGCCCUUUGUGGACACCCCAGACGGGCUCCUGCAGGACAUCCCUAUUAGUAACAACGCGGGCGUCCCGGCGCCCGGCGGCAGCAUGACGCCGCAGGGCGCCUGCGUGGCCAAGGCCGGCUCGCAGCCCGACGACGGCGCGCAGCUUUCCUGCAUGUUCUGCGACCAGGCCUUCGCCGACCCGGAGGAGCUCGGGCCGCACGUGCUCCGCCAUCACCCCACCACCUUCUACGAGCCCACGGUGCUGCGGGUCGACGCGGAGUUCAGGAUCCCCGGGGAGAGGUCCCGGCCCAAAGCCGGCGCCCUCCCCGCCCCGAAGGAGGAGGCGCCCAGCUGCAUCGUGUGCGGGCAGGUGGCGCAGGACGCCGGCGAGCUGGAGGCCCACAUGAGGAAGCACAAGGACUACUUCACGUACUGCUGCAGCGUCUGCGGGCGGCGCUUCCGCGAGUCCUGGUUCCUGAAGAACCACAUGAAGAUGCACGUGAAACCGGGACCCAAGAGCAAAGCCGCCCUGGACCAGGAGGCCCCCUUCACCGUCAACGGCGUCACCCAGGAGCCGCCCGCCGAGCCCGUCCUCUCUCUCUACGAGAUGUGCAUGGUCUGCGGGUUUUUCUUCCCCGACCGCCACAGUCUGGCAGAACACAGCAAGGUCCACAACCGAGAGGCGGAGCCAGGCAGAGAUGAAGCCGCUGCCGAACCCCUCGCCAAACAGGAAGCGUUUUUAGGUAGCCUCAACCUUCGGCCCGCCUCUGCCAGCGAGCGUUUAAACGACGCGAGAUCAUCCAAGUGGGUUCCCCAGCUGGAUCCCUUUACCACCUACCAGGCCUGGCAGCUCGCCACCAAGGGCAAGAUCGCGGUCGGUCCCAACAACACCAAAGACAUUGGCCAGGAGCUCAGCACAGACAACGAGGACUGCGGCUCCGACAAGGAGGAGACGGGUGCGGCGUGGUCGGAGGGCCAGGCGGACAGAGCCGGGAAAGAGGCGCGCUCCCAGCAGCAGCAGGCCGCCGCAGAGGCCUCCAACCCGCCGCGGAGGUCGCUCAUGCAGAAACACAAGGACAAGGAGAGGCCGACCACAUGCGAGGAGUGUCAGAAAACCUUCAGGACCUAUCACCAGCUGGUCCUCCACUCCAGGAUCCACAAGCGGGAGCGAGGCGGGCAGGACAGCCCGACGUCUGCUGACGGGAGGCCGGCGAGGGCGGCCCCCGCCGAGCCGGCGGAGGAUGGACAGGAGGAGGCUUUAGAGGAACACUUAGUUUCAGGCGAAGAUGGUCUCGAACGAUCGAAAUUCAGAUCCAAAGAAUGCAAUUAUUGUCGCAAAUCAUUCCGGUCCAGUUAUUACCUCACAGUCCACAUGAGGACUCACACAGGUGAGAAACCUUACAAGUGCGCUUAUUGCAACUACGCGGCCGCUCAGAAGACUUCACUAAAAUAUCACUAUGAUCGUCGGCACAAAGACAAACCCUACGUGGAGAUCUCCAGUCGAUCUGUGCCUUCGCUGCCCUCGCCAGAUGGCCUCCCCGCCCCGAGCAGACCUAAGCUCUGGGACUCAGAAGCAGAUAGAAAACCCGAGGGUCGGGUCGCCGUCUUGGACAGCAAACCGGACGAGCGCGUUGAGCAAGUAAUGCCGACGCCCAGCGACCUGCAGGCGGGCCGUCCAGCAGCGGUCGACCUGAAGGAGGAGGAGGACGGGGACUCGGCGGCGCCGCUGAAUCUGUCCUUGAAGGCGUCCGUUUCAGCGGCCGCCGCUUCAGAAACCAGAUGUGCGGUAACGCCGACUUCCUGUUCGCUGUGCGCGUAUAAAACCCUUUACCCCGAGGUGCUCGCCAUGCACAAAAGGUUGCUGCACAAAGACAAACCGCAGAGCGCCAAAAAGAACGAGGGCGGCGGCAACGUGAAGCCGAGACGUCACACGGGCUGCCCCCCGGCUCUGGACGGCAAAGAUGUGGCCCCGUUCCAGACGGCGGACCGACCCCACCCUCGCCGGACCAAGUCUCCACCGCCACAGCCCCCCAGACCUCACGACGGGCCUCCUGUCGGCGCGCCCCAUGCCCAGAAGCGCUCCCCGGUCCCCGCAGCACGGCAGGACGCCGCCACGGGCCUCCAGCGCCACCGGCAGAACGCCGACCCCCAUCCCAGCCAGGAGGCCUCCAGGUACACAGAGGUGGUGAGGAAGACCGUCUCAGGCGGGAAGAGCGCCGCCGACAGGACGGCGCCUCUGGACCGGCCGCCCGUCGCCGACAGGAGCUACCAGGCGAGGAGCGGGACCGUUUGGCACCCCGACGCUGCUCGCCUCUGCCUGUCCAGCAGGUUCGGGGGCCUCCCCCAAAUGGACUUCGGCGACCCGUCCGGCAAGAGAAUGAAGUUUUCCGUCCCGUCGAGCAGGGAGGUAGAAACUGGCGAGAAGAUGUCUUUCAGAGCGCCGCCGGUGGACGGGCCCAACAGACCGCCGGUCCAAGGGCGGAGCGCGAAACCCGCGUCCCAGGGGCCGGGUCCGUCCUCUGCGUCUGAGGCUCUGUGUCCAAUAAAAACCGGGUCGGCCCCUCUGGGAGGAGGUUUGGAGUCGGACUGGAGCAUGAUGAGCUUUCUGCACUACUCACCCAGCGAGCUGGCGUCCCUGUACCACAGCGCCCCGGCCAACCCCAGCCACGCAGGGGCGGCCAACGCCAGAGCCGGGCCCAGAACGCUGCUGUACCAGCCCUUACCGGGCCUCCCCAACCUGCAGUGGAGGGAUUCCUCGGCGGCGUUCCCAAAUCAGCGCUACGGCACCACCGACAAGAGCUCCUGAAGUAACGAGCGCCAAGGUAAACCACUGGAGAACACGUGGAGUAACAUUCACCAGAGUUUAGUUUGAACUUUAAACCCCCUUUUUUUUUUUUUUUUUUUUUUUUUUUCGUCUUUCACUGGCUUGAAAUGUGUGAUCCCCGAUUUUUCAUUUUGUUCCCUCUUUUCUAGACGUAAACAGAGCUGCUACCUUAUUUUGGAGAACUUUAUGGAAAAUGUAUUUAAUUUCUGGAUUGAAAAAAAGACAAAAAAAAAAAAAACAGAGACUAUGCUCAGACUGUGCCUUUGCUGUCCUUUAAUUUAAUGUAGAUUCAAUGGAGGAAAAUGUGCGGCGGAUUGGAAAAUUCAAGGGUUGAAAAUUUCAUUAUAGACUUAUUUUCUUGUCCAGACGGGAUAAGCACACUGGUAUGUCUCCACUUGGUGUACACUGGGAUAUUGCUGUCAACUGAAAUAUUUAUCCGGACUCAUUCUACCCACACUAAUGUUCAAAUACGGGGCUGUUUAUCUGAGAACAGGAGCAGUGUGUAGACUUGGCUGCGCCUGAGACGGGCUUUUUCGCUCCGUUCCCCUUCAGGCAACAGUUCCACAAUCUUUAGUUGUUUUUUUUUUUCCCCCUUCCAACACACCGGAGAGGGAGAAGUUGGAUGGCCUCGGUCCAUUAGUUUACACGCAGGCCCCGGCAAUGGAUUCCUCCGGAUGCUCUACCUCAUGCUGCUCUCUGUACGCCGAGCCGUUUUCAAAGCUGCUGCAGCCGUGAGGAGGACUGCAGAAGUCUGCAAACAUCACGCACACUGUGACACAACUACACCUACAUUUUGCUUGUGGAUUAACUGUUCCAAACAAAACAAACAAAAAAAAAAAACUUUAUUAGAUUUUGUUUUUGUUGAAAUGCUCCAUUUCAACUGCUAGUCCCUCAGACCCAUCAGCUGCAAACCGUGGUGAUGAAGCGGCCGUGCCUUGGUCGUUUGGGUCGGCACACGUUUCAGCUCCGGAGCGAGCAGAGGGUGGAGAGUUUUUUGCCGUUUUUUUCCGUGUGCCGUUUUUUUUUUUUUUCCGUAUGCAGCCUGGGAAGCACAGCGGCCUGAAAUCGGCCGAUUUUGAUGAAAUGAACUGUGAAGAAAAAGAGUCUCUCAGGUUAACUCGCUUUCACGAUGCUCGGCCCGUCGUUUUGUGUUUCUGUCGCAUUGAAACCCCUCAGAUAGCUCAGGGGUUUUGUAUUCGGCUUGCAUGUAAACUUAAUGUAAAAAUUAUACUGUUGUUUUGGAAAUUGUACGAGAUUUCAGUAAUAAAAGUAAGAGGCAAAGAACUCGUCAAGGUG
Molecule: messenger RNA, 4453 nt
Organism: Fundulus heteroclitus (mummichog)
Lineage: Eukaryota; Metazoa; Chordata; Actinopteri; Cyprinodontiformes; Fundulidae
Gene: znf217
Product: zinc finger protein 217
Biological process (GO): regulation of DNA-templated transcription
Cellular component (GO): nucleus
Molecular function (GO): DNA-binding transcription factor activity, RNA polymerase II-specific; RNA polymerase II cis-regulatory region sequence-specific DNA binding
Source: RefSeq, a predicted model, not a curated record